Trichophyton benhamiae CBS 112371 is the source of this 1464-nucleotide messenger RNA. RefSeq lists its product as uncharacterized. Bases 1 to 1464 code for a protein of 487 amino acids. Gene Ontology annotation, biological process: mRNA splicing, via spliceosome; DNA repair. Gene Ontology annotation, molecular function: ubiquitin protein ligase activity; protein binding. NCBI's taxonomy places the organism in Eukaryota, Fungi, Ascomycota, Eurotiomycetes, Onygenales, Arthrodermataceae. The transcript has 4 exons. Gene Ontology annotation, cellular component: cytoplasm; U2-type catalytic step 1 spliceosome; Prp19 complex. The record is from RefSeq and is a predicted model, not a curated record.
AUGGAAAUCGGAAUUUCGUAUCAAGUUGAAAACGAAUUCGAGAAGCUCCAAAGGCGGUCCAAAGCAACUUCAUCAGCCAUGCUGUGCGCGAGAAACGUCUUCGAGAAGCGUCUGGUGGAGGAGUACAUUUCCGAGCAUGGGAAGGAACCCAUCACAGGCGAGGAGCAUACCGUGGAGGACCUUGUCGAACUGAAGUCAGCUCGCAUUGCGAGACCUCGACCGCCAACCCUUACCUCGAUCCCCUCGUUACUCGGAGUUUUCCAGGAAGAAUGGGAUGCCCUGGCUCUCGAAACAUUUACUCUUCGGCAGACACUUGCGCAGACGCGGCAGGAACUUAGUACGGCAUUGUACCAGCAUGAUGCUGCUGUUCGUGUGAUUGCUAGGCUGCGAAAGGAGCGAGACGAAGCCAGAGAUGCACUUUCAAAAAUAUCAGUUGGAGCUAGCCGUGCUCCUGCAGCUGGGGAUGCGAUGCAGGUGGAUAGCACAGGUCUUCCAGAAGGUGUCAUCUCAAGGAUUGAAGAAACCCAAGAGAAACUUUCAAAGACUCGACGCAAACGGCCUAUUCCAGAAGACUGGGCCACCGGUGAAACCAUUCAGGAGUUUAAGCCUUCUAGCCCGUCCGAAGCCCUUUACCCUGGUGGACACUCUAUAUCACUGAACGCCUCUGGCGAACUAGCCCUCGUAGGAGGCACUGACGGUGUUGCCGGCAUAUAUUCCCUUCCAGAGAAACGAGUUGUGGCCUCUCUAAAGGGCGGCAGUGGUUCCAUAACAGACUCCGCUUGGGUCGGAGACAAGGCCGUCAUUGCAACUUCCACUGGUGCUGUCAAGGUCUUUGAGAAUGAAUCAGAGGCCGCCAGCUUCAACGUCCAUGCUGGUACAGCUGCAGCUCUCGCUGUGCAUCCAACGGGUGAUAUUGUUGCCUCUGUUGGCAUUGACAAGAGCUACACUCUCUAUGAUAUCUCUAGCUCUUCCGUCAUUACUCAGAUAUUCACCGACGCCGCUCUAUCCUGCGUCAAAUUCCAUCCUGAUGGUCACCUUCUAGCUGCCGGCAGCGCUGACGGCCAAAUCAAAAUAUUCGAUGUCAAGAGCGGCACCAGCGCAGCUACCUUCGACAUGUCCGGUCCCAUCAAAGCGCUGUACUUCUCUGAAAACGGCACCUGGCUUGCUGCAGUGACGAAGGACUCCUCGGACAUAUCAGUCUGGGACCUCCGUAAAUCGACAGUCGUGAAGGUGCUGGAAACCGGUAGCCGAGUCGACUCCAUCAGCUGGGACUACACGGGACAGUUCCUCCUCACCGGUGGACCAAACGGGAUUACAGUGCAGCAGUAUUCCAAGGCCUCAAAGUCCUGGACAGAGCCGUUGCGGAGUGCGGUGCCUUCCACUGCAGUUGCCUGGGGUCCCUCUGCCCAGAGUAUCUUGUCACUUAAUGGAGACGGCGUUAUUGUGUCAGUUAGUGCUCAGUGA